AUGUCAAAUAACGCUCAAUUGAAUUUACAUAAAAAAGGAGCUGUGUAUUGUGUGGAUAUGCCAUACAUGGAGCCGACAGAUAAAUGCAAUCUACGAGUCACCAUCAUCAAAAGCUCACCCACAGGACACAUUAGGGAAAUCGAAUAUGACAGUGGAAGAAAUGAAAAAUGCUUAAAUCCAAUGAAUCAGACUGAUAACACAAUGAUAAAACAAAAACUUCCAGAAGAUCCCGAAGUCUAUACGCUUGACACAGCAUCGUUGUACGCUCGAUUUCAAGAAUGA
Molecule: messenger RNA, 282 nt
Organism: Auanema sp. JU1783
Lineage: Eukaryota; Metazoa; Nematoda; Chromadorea; Rhabditida; Rhabditidae
Source: the annotation of a GenBank genome assembly